This is a messenger RNA of Vitrella brassicaformis, 901 nucleotides long. The record is from the annotation of a GenBank genome assembly. Lineage: Eukaryota; Vitrellaceae.
GUGGAUCGCUGCCGGCAAGGAGCGCAGCAGAGAUGGCGUCGUGCAGCAACAUGGUGUGGAUCUGUGUCACAUGGAUCUGCCUCUUACUCAUCGCCGCACCGGUCCGGUGUUUCGUCCCUCCCGCCUCGGUGCAGUCCCUGCGGAGGAGCGGUGCCUCCCGCACCCCACACAUCCGCCCACACCCCUCCCCCCUGUUGCCGCCAGCUAUAGACGCGCCGCUUUCUGAUGAGCUCACAAGGCGCACCGACGGCUCGCCGCUGACGGUGCGUCAUGCAGGGUUCUUUGGGCUGGGUCCAACGGAGAUUGUGGUCAUCGUCGUGGCGGCAGGUGGGUAAGGUGAUAUCUUGCACUAACUAGAGAGAUGGAUGGCGAUGGCUGUGGUCAGCUGAUCCGACGCACUGGCUCAGUUGUGAUGUGUUUGUGUUGUGUGUGACGUCUUGGCAUACAGGUCUGUUGCUUGGCCCUGAGAAGGUGGGCAAGUUCGCCCGGGACCUUGGCAAGAUAGCUGGGGAGCUCAAGGAGGUGCCCAAAGAGUUCCAGCAGGGCAUCUCCGAUGGCGAGAACGUCGAGGAGGUAACCAAGAGAGGGAGAGAGGGACCAACCCGCCCAUCUGUUAAAACUCGUGUGUGUCAGAUGCGCAAGGAGAAGGUGCAGCAGAAGGAGGCGUGGCGGCAGCAGCUGGCCGAGAUGAAGAACGAGGGACAACCGCAGCAGCAGGCAGCUUCCACCACAGCCACCGACGCAGCCAAGCCACCGUCAUCCGCCCCAGCCCCCAGCUCACCACCUUCGCAGCAGCCAGUGGCUGCCGAGAAGGUCCCGUCAGAGCAACAGAAGACUGCAUGAGCCACCACCAGCAUUGGGAGCGGCGUUCCAUAGAGGGGGGGUGGUCUGCAAAGGAAGC